GGCGGUACACGCUGGAUCAAUAGCAGGGCUCACUCUACCUUUGCGUGUGUACAUUAAGGCCCGUAGCCUGUUAUGUUUCUCGCAUUGUGUGACAACUAACCGCCCGGUACACUUCGGUCGGACUAGGUAUACUACUAGUAAAAGGUACGGAGAGAUCUAAGACUAUAUACCCACCACUCACGGCACUGUAUUACACUAGCUCAGCACGGUGUGGUGAGGUUUUGUUCCGCAGCACAUAAACUUUAACGACAGCAAAAGGCUGGCAUCAAAUGCGGAUAUAAUUACAUAAGAGGAGUCACAUUCUUUAGUUGAUGCAGAAACUGUGAAACCACUUUGGAAUUUACGUGAGCUCCUUUCACACAUUUAGAUAUAAUUCAUAUACUGAAAUGUAUUCCUGGAAUGUGCAUUUUCCUGAUUGUGUAUAAUUGUUUGAAACUGUAGGUAGAAAACCGAAAAAAAGUUGAUGUCUUAUGGAUCAAUGAUAUUUAUUGGGAAGGAGUUUGUUCCCAUGGGAUAUUCUUGAAUUUGAUUCCAAAUAAGAAGCUCAGGACAACACACACACAAAUCAAUUUUACUCCAUAUCACAUUUCCGUAAGUACUUCGGCGAGUUUCUCGUGUAUUUGGUAAAUACAAAUUCGACCCCGUUGGGAUUUAAGGAAAUUCCAUGUAGUUGUUUGAUUUUAUUGGAUUACGUUUCAAAUUUCCGCUGAGGAUUGUAAAAAGAAGUCACAUGACCGAUUCUAUUAGCGUUAGCUGUGAGUACAUCGUCAGAUCAACAUCACGACGAGGAGGGGAAAUUAAACGAAAAUACAUAUGGCAACAGUUCUGAUAAUGUCAAACUGCUGUAAUGAUGUGAAAAAACUAUUUGGAAUAUGAUGCGUGUUCCCAAGGAGAUUUCUCUAUGACAAAUACUUGUGUAAGUGUAUAGGUGGAUGUUUAACCUUUACUCUACCAGGGGUUACGUAGUGGUGGCCAUGACAUGAGGAAAGUUUACCCUCGAGGCCCCCUGAGUUAUUUCAGAAGAAGUAAAUUCUGCUCCAUACUUUUUACCCUCAGCUUCAUACUGCUAUGUUUUGUAUUCCUCAUAUAUGAAAAUGGAAAUGUCGUUGAAAUUCCAUCUUAUGAAAGUCCAGCAAAUCAAGAAAAGUACAGCGAACAAGAUCUUAGUUAUAGAAAGCUACCCACGGAGUUAAAUGCAUUGGAUUUCUUCGGUUCUCGUCGCCAUAACAGAAAUUUACAGCAUUUAUAUUCAAAGGAUUUAUUUGAUGAAAAGCGAAAAAAGGACUUAACCACUAUGAUUUACAAAAAGGGAAGGAACCAAAUGAAAAGCGAGAGAAAAGUUGUUUCCAAUUUACAACAACGUGGACUUUUUAAUGUGCCAAAGAAGACUAUAGCAGCGAAGGUUGGAGACACGCCCUCCAGUCAGGAGGUUACAGAUUACUACAACUUUGAGGGCUAUCGAACUACAAGUAGUGAUGAUAGCGUGGAGUCCGAACAGAUAGGCGUGCCGUGUAAGAAAUUACCAAAAGUAAUUAUCAUCGGAGUAAAGAAAUGCGGCACGAGAGCCUUACUUGAAUUCUUAAGGAUACAUCCGGAGGUCAAGGCCACUGGUCCUGAACCACAUUUCUUUGACCGUUACUACGACCAUGGGUUGGAGUGGUACAGGGAUUUGAUGCCAGAGACAAAUGACGAGCAGACGACAAUUGAAAAAACGCCUCGAUACUUCGUGACGAAGGAAGUCCCUAAAAGAGUCUUCAAUAUGUCACGUGAUGUGAAACUUGUUCUGAUAGUAAGAGAUCCCGUGACCCGAGCCAUUUCAGACUACACACAGGUAGCCAGCAAACGUGCUUCCAUGAAACCAUUUGAACAGAUGGCGCUGUCGAACAAUCAUACGGGUCUUGUGGAUACAUCAUGGCCCGUCAUCAAAAUCGGAAUCUAUGCAAAACAUUUGGAAGAAUGGCUCCGAUAUUUUCCCCUGGAGCAGUUUCAUUUUGUGAAUGGUGAGAAUAUUGUGAAAAAUCCAAGCGAGGAAAUGUUCAAGCUUCAAGAUUUUCUAGGAUUGAGGAGAUAUAUAAAUGAUAGUCAUUUUUACAUGAAUGACACCCGAGGGUUUCCGUGUAUACAAAAGACCGGAAGUAAAUACCCACAUUGUUUGGUAGGAACUAAAGGAAGGAAGCAUCCGUACGUAGACCCGAACGUGAUCAAGAGAUUACAAGACUUUUAUAGACCGUUCAACAAGAAAUUUUACCAAAUGACCAAUAUCGACUUUGGAUGGCCCUGAUUGGUCAAUUAUAUGGAGCAUCAUGAUGACUUUCAUAAAAUAUUCAUAAACGUUUUGAUAGAUUUGGUAAUGACGGAUGAAAAGUGCCACAUGCUUUGUCCUGCUUUAUCGAUCAUGCAGAAAAUUACCCCCGAUUUGGAGUGAAUUUCACCGAAGGCAGAUAAUUAGCUUCUGACACGGGCAAAGGUCGAGAACGAAUGUGCAAAGAUUUCAACAGUGCGGUAUUAUAUAUCGUCCCUUUGGAGGAGAAUUACUUUAGUCUGUACUCCCGGGGUACAACAGAUCAAAUUAAGUGUCAACUUUAAAGAAUGAAUAUUGAUGAUUUUUUUUCUAAUUGAAGAUUAUACGAUCUACUUUUUUAAUGGUUGGGUGAAUCGCAUACUAAUACAAUAUAAUGCUGACUAUUUCACGUGGUAUCAUGUUUCAUUAAAUCAUAUUAUAUUUAAUAAAAUAAUUUUGUGUUUGUAUACGUUGAUCAUUUCCCCAUGUUAAACGAAUUUUUUGUUGAAGUAAAAUAUUUUAAUGACAAUUUUCA
Mizuhopecten yessoensis (Yesso scallop) is the source of this 2816-nucleotide messenger RNA. RefSeq names its product heparan sulfate glucosamine 3-O-sulfotransferase 6-like. NCBI's taxonomy places the organism in Eukaryota, Metazoa, Mollusca, Bivalvia, Pectinida, Pectinidae. Gene Ontology annotation, molecular function: [heparan sulfate]-glucosamine 3-sulfotransferase activity. The coding region runs from base 980 to 2281 and encodes 433 amino acids. The record is from RefSeq and is a predicted model, not a curated record. The transcript is spliced from 2 exons.